Messenger RNA from Chanos chanos (milkfish), 1141 nucleotides. Its product is annotated as E3 ubiquitin-protein ligase NEURL3-like. The transcript has 4 exons. Bases 41 to 907 code for a protein of 288 amino acids. The record is from RefSeq and is a predicted model, not a curated record. NCBI's taxonomy places the organism in Eukaryota, Metazoa, Chordata, Actinopteri, Gonorynchiformes, Chanidae.
UCUAAACUUUCUCAGCUUAAGAGAGUGUGAAGGAGUGAAAAUGAGAAAGAUAAAAGAGCUGACGAAUGGACAUAAGUGUGGAGGUCGCUGCCUGGGGCCGUUGACUUUUCACACGGAGGCUGUGGGGAAGCUGGUGACGCUGAGCCAGAACGCUCUUCGUGCGUCCAGAGACGUGUCGUCUUUCAGACACGGUCUUGUGUUCAGCAACCGUCCUGUGGUCAAGCGAGAAAAAGUGUAUCUGCGUGUGGAGCGCUGCAUAAUGGCAUGGCACGGCGCCAUUCGUGUCGGAUUCACCAACGUGCCACCGGGCUCCGUAACACUUCCUUCCUUGGCCAUCCCUGAUUUGACGGACCAACCCGGUUACACAGCCAUGCUGGUGCCAGAAGAAACUUGCAUUCCCGGCUCAGAGAUCAGGUUCUGGGUCGGCAGUGAUGGAUACCUGACUGUCCGAGCUCCCGACGGACUGAAGUACAAAGUUCCGAGUGUAAACCUGAACCUCAACCGGCCAAUGUGGGCGCUGAUUGACGUGUAUGGACAGACUGCUACGGUGCUCUUACUGGGCUCAAAGAAGAAAAAUCAGUUUGGCUUUCAUAGAUCGUCGUGUCCUCUUCCUCACACCCCUCCGAACCCGACCGAACGCGGUUACGUGGCAAUAACGGACGAUCUUGUGAAGAAAAUUCAGCUACGGAAGAAAACAGAAAAGACCAGAGAAAACACGAACAACUGUCCUCUGGCCUGCCUUGACAACAGAUCCAAUACAGAACUGGAAACAGAGUGCGUGGUGUGCUUUUCACAGCGUGCCGAUACUCUUUUAGGCUGCGGUCACAUCUGUAUGUGUCUACAGUGUGCUACGAGAGUAUAUGAUCAGUUCGGCAGAUGCCCGUUGUGUCGGAGGGAGAUUCUUUAGCUCGUGCACAAACUCCAGGAAUGCGUCACUCACUGAGCCUCGUGUCUGUCUUUUUUCCUGGUUAUGCUGUUACCGCGUCAUGUUUGCAAUCAGAUGUUCACAGUUUAAAAGACUGCACAUCUCAGGGAUGAAGAGGGCAAUGAUUAUGCUAAACAGUUCAUAAAAACUGUGUAAUGGAUAAAUGCCAUAGACGCGUGCAGCUGCCUUCAUGAAAAGCACUUUAAGUGAACUGUC